CACUAUUUAAACCCACCAAAAAUCAAAUUCGUCAGUCAAUUCAAUUUUUCAAUCGACCAUCAACAUGUCGAAAAUCAUUUUUGCUUUUGCCAUCAUCCUCAUCAAGGAAAUUAAUUCCUGUGCCCUUCCGCCAGCACCCCCAUGUGGGUUACCCGCCCUUCCUGCUCUCACUAUAGCUCUUCCUGCUCUUCCAGCUGCCCCAGCUUGUGCCCCAGCUCCCCUACCUUGUGCCCCAGCUCCCCCAGCUUAUGCCCCAGCUCCAGCGCCAGCCCCAAUAGCUAUCCUCCCGUUGCCCUUGCCCUUACCCGCUUUGCCCCCACCAUGUGCCCUUCCUCCAAAAAAGAUCUGCCUCCCAUUGAAGCUCGCUCUUCCACCACUUGCACCAUGUGCCCUGCCACCUCUGCCAGUCUGUUGAGGCAAUUGAUCAAAAUAUUAAUUAGUGCAGCUAACACUGUUGUAGUUUUUGAAAUUUUGCUGAAAUAAAUGUCGUCACACCAGU
Tribolium castaneum (red flour beetle) is the source of this 499-nucleotide messenger RNA. RefSeq lists its product as uncharacterized. The record is from RefSeq and is a predicted model, not a curated record. NCBI's taxonomy places the organism in Eukaryota, Metazoa, Arthropoda, Insecta, Coleoptera, Tenebrionidae. The transcript has 3 exons. The coding region runs from base 65 to 415 and encodes 116 amino acids.